GGCAGACUGGUUCCUCCUGGACAGCCGGACAGUUCGCCACGCUGCCAUCGGCUUGUUCUGCUGCGGGGUCUCAGUCUAUUUAACAGCUCUUGCCAUCUACAUGCUGCUGCUGUUUGAACUGGAGGCCGGCAUUGCCAGCGCUUGCAUCCUCUCCUCUGGCAUCAUCGUCCUCCUGAUCACAGUGACCCAUGCCCUGGUCCGGGCUUCCCAGGCUUCGCGCUGCAGCCGCUCCGAGGUCUCUCACACCCUGUACGAGAACGACUCAGCCCAGCACGGCGAAUCCUCCGCCAGUGACCCGAACAAGAAGAACACGGCUGCGUCCUGGCCCCGGCCUGAGAUCCAUCGGGAGUUUUCCUUCCCUUCUUUCCUAGAGCAGAAAUCCCAGCUGGGCUCUGCGGCCAGCAGCAACCUCACCUCCUCAGGCAGCCCUGAGCGUCGCUCUGAGAAGGAGAGUUACAACCUUCCCCGCACGCACCGGACGCUGUCGGCAGAGUCAGGCCUGCUGCAGGCACAGGGCAAGCCCUGGAAUGGCAUCACGCAGGAGAUGAGGAAUGUGCUGUCACGCAAACCUGGAGCUGCGGGCAAGGACUCGACUCUGGUGUAA
This is a messenger RNA of Mesitornis unicolor (brown roatelo), 604 nucleotides long. RefSeq names its product transmembrane protein 221 (gene TMEM221). The annotation marks the transcript as partial. Lineage: Eukaryota; Metazoa; Chordata; Aves; Mesitornithiformes; Mesitornithidae. The record is from RefSeq and is a predicted model, not a curated record. The transcript is spliced from 2 exons.